This is a messenger RNA of Scatophagus argus, 2796 nucleotides long. RefSeq names its product chromosome 14 C5orf15 homolog (gene c14h5orf15). The transcript has 3 exons. The record is from RefSeq and is a predicted model, not a curated record. Lineage: Eukaryota; Metazoa; Chordata; Actinopteri; Scatophagidae. Bases 37 to 1086 code for a protein of 349 amino acids.
GCUAAGCCACGCCUCCUCAGCUACUCACGCAUCAACAUGGCGACGUGCAGGAAGAUGGGGCGAAGCAGGAGAAAUAUUUGUGCUCUUUCGCUGGUUAUUGUCCUACAACUGUUGAACAACGGCUGCCUGUCAGCCCCGUCAAAUCUCACGACGCAAGGAAAUGAUCAGGGAGCAAUCACAUCUCAAAAUUUUAAUCAGACCGCUGUCACCAGUGAAGCAAGUAAAACAGAUCCUGGACAGAGUCCAACUUUACCAGGAUCCAAGUCUCCCCCAAAACCUGCUGACAAUGGCUCCACAACAAGUCAAGCAGAUGCUCCCAAGGAAAACUUCACAACAGCCAUUCAAGAGAGUAAGGAAACGCAUUCAGAAGACAUCAUUGAUGCUGAUAACCAGCCACACACUGACAGAAAACCAUAUCGUCUGAAUAAUGACACCCAACAUGCGGAAAUGGGUGAACCUGCUACUUCUAAAACCACUUUAGCCUCUACUAAAGCUCCCUCCACCUCUGACAAAACCCCUGAACCAGUGAAACCUGUUACAGAAAAUCCAGAGGCACCCACCUCUGACAACAAGCCCUCCAACACAGUGAACCCACCCACUGCGCAGUACACCGACUCAGACCUGCUGCAGAGCACUGACAGAGCGACGGCAUCUCAACUUGAUUUGGACGAUUACACAAAUGAAGGCGAUGAAGAUGACGAUGAUGAUGUCUACGGGGACAACAUUGACAGUGACAACAUGGACAGCAUAGACACCCUAUACGAAAGCAGUGACGGCAGCAAAGAUCAGACUGUGGACAGACUGCAGCCGGCAGAUGGGAUGCAGGUGACCCGAUACAACGGAGCGGACAGUUACAACACGGAGGAUGAGGACUCCCACUUCUUCUUCCAUCUGGUCAUCCUGGCUUUCCUGGUGGCGAUCGUGUACAUCACCUAUCACAACAAGAGGAAGAUCUUCCUCCUGGCUCAGAGCCGACGCUGGAAAGACGGCCUGUGUUCCCGCAACACCGUGGAAUAUCACCGCCUGGACCAAAAUGUCAACGAGGCCAUGCCGUCCCUCAAGAUGACCCGAGACUACAUCUUUUGAUCAACCUCCUGAAGAACAAUAUGUCCAGACCUGCACAGAGCCAGUUGGCCUUCCUGCCCGGCCAGUCGCAUUGUUGAGAUGCUGUUCUUUGUCAUGGAGCUUGAUGCUUUCUCUUGCUUUACUGGCCAACUGGAGAGCAGCAGUUGUUUCGUCUGUUGAAUAGCAUUAUGUUUGUUCGGGACUUUUUUUUUUGUUGUCCGCAUAGAGAGAUUUUUACUGUUUAUCUGUUAUUUGUUAUGUUAUUUGAACAUUAUGUCUUUUUCUAAAUUAAUAACGUCUUGGGAUUUAAUAUUUUUGUUUAUUCGGGGUCUUAUAUCUGUCUCUUUUUGAGAGUCUUUCGGCCUUAUGGUCCCUCUACAUGUUAAUGUAACUUAGUUCAUAAUAUAAUGCUUAAAAUUACUGUAUAACAGUUGAUUAUUUAUCCCAAGAUCAAUAAUAGGUUAGUCUUAUCAGCAGUCAGCCAAGAUAUGAAUUGACACACCACGCAUUUGCUUUUUAAACAAGUGUUGCUGUCUCAUGCAUACUUGUGUAUCGUAAAGGUGUGAGUAGGCAAAAAAAAAAGCAGCAGCCUCAGCAGCUGAUACACACAUACGUAUAAUAUGAUAUGUAUGUGUGUAUUUAUGUAUGUGCAUAUGGUCCUAAAGUGGUCCACUGCUCAUGUUGAAAUGGUCCGUUUGCCUUCGAUCUGACUGUAAGUAAAGUCCGGCACGAAAGUAAAACAUUGAGGAAAAUGAUUGAAAUGUAUAAAUUUAAAUGCAUUUGUACUGGACAAGGACGAUAUCUGAGUUUAUUAACAUAAAUUUUAAAAAAACGGUAGCUGUUUUGACAACACUUAUUUUUACUGUGACACGUUAGCAGACAUUUGGUAAAAGCCUUUUCAUUUUGCAGUAUGUAAGGAAUUUAAAUUCCCCUUUACAUGUUGGGAUAUUAAGCAUUAAGUCAAGGAGGGUGACUGAUCUUCAGAUGAGGGGUCUGUUGCUUAAGCCAUUUAAAUGAAGACAGAUGAUGUAUAUUGUUCAAGUCAGAAUGUACUAAUAUAAAGUUUGGGAGAAGAUUUUAUUGCCAGACUUGUUCCUUUUUCACCAGUUUAUAUUUGUCUGAUAAGGUAUGUCUUCUACUGCCCAGAUUUUGCUAUGCAGAAAUCAUGGGGCUGGCCCUCUUUGUGUUAUGACUUCGGUGAAGUCUCUAUCAGUCAUUUAUCGUUUUAUUCAGUCUUUUCAUCUUCACUGUAAUGGCUAUUGUUCCCCCCAUGCAGAGUACAGCUUGGUGAGCUCGUAUCUCUGUUUAUCAGAAGUUUUGCACACUUUGCGUGGCCUGAUGUUCACAUGAGCACCAAAAAACAAACAAACAAAACAAUACCAGAUCAUUGUUUUUUUCCUCCCCACUCUUGACUAUUCAUCACAGCCGCAAGUUGUUUUUCUGUCUGUUGCCUUGUCAUGCCUUCAGUUAAAAUGCCACAACUGCCACACGAAUACACAUAUUUGUCUCUUGUCGCCUUCAGCAGAUUGUUUUCAGCUGUCUUGUCUAUAUACAAGCUACACCGUGGUUAGAUAAAUAAUACGAAUUGCACUGUGCCGUUCAGUCAUACUAGGUAGAAUAUAAGGGGACGAGGUGACCUGUGUUAAUGUGAUGGAUCAACACCGCUCUUGCAAUCAACAGUAGAAGCUGUACAAUCUCUUUUUGUCAAUAAAGCACAAAUUGUGUACAGUC